AAAGCACAUUGCGCAUUCUUUACAUAAUCUUUUAUCUGGAACUGUAGAAGCAAAUAUAUUGUUUAUUGGAUAUUGAUCCAUGUAUCUAAGUUACAAUUUGCCCCGCUUGUUGCUCUAUACAUCAGUUUAAACUUUCCAAGCAUCUAUCCAGCCACACAAUGGUGUUAAUUACCGCAGAUCUCAUUCGAAAACGUGCAGAACACAAUGAUGGGGAGAUAUACUCCCUUGAAGAAGUGGCUUUACAUCAACAAAAUCUUGAAAGGAUUGAGCUUAUUGAGAACUUGUGUAAAAGCCUUAGAAUAUUAUAUCUACAAAAUAAUCUCAUUCCAAAAAUCGAAAAUCUAUCAAAGCUGAAAAAACUAGAAUAUUUGAAUUUAGCUCUAAAUAAUAUUGAAAAAGUGGAGAACUUAGAAGGUUGCGAAUCCUUGAAAAAGCUAGAUUUGACAGUAAAUUUUAUUGGGGACUUGUUUAGUAUCGAAUCUUUAGGUAAUGUGCAUUUUCUUGAAGAACUUUAUUUAACUGGAAAUCCGUGCACAGAAUAUCCAGGGUAUAGAGAAUUCGUGAUUGCUACGUUACCGCAAUUAAAAUUGCUAGAUGGAGUGGAAAUAACUAAAUCGGAACGCAUUAUCGCAAUGCAAAACUUGGAACGUAUUCGUCCAAUCAUAGAAGAAAAACAAAGAGAGCACGGAUUGAAAAGAAAUUCUGAAAAGGUCGAAGCAGUACGAAGAAACGAAAGAUUCGCCAAGGCAAAUACAGAUUCCAGUUACACAACUUUGGGUUUAGAAGAAUAUUGGUCUGAAAAAGUUCCUUACACACCCGAAUCACGAAUUGAAACACAUGAAUAUAUGCAACAAAAAGAAAAAUCAAGACAAGAAACAAAAAACUCAAGGAUAGAACCGCGAGUAAUCACAAAAUAUUUUGCCGAAGACGGCCGACCAUACAAUAUCAACACAGCUAAGAUAGAGUUCAACCUCAAGGAAGAUAUAUUAGACGAUCACGAUGUUUACAUACUCGAUGUUGCUGUAUAUAAGCAUAUGGAUACAGCUUUGAUAAAAUGCGACAUACAAGUCAAUUACGUCCGAGUAACACUUAAAAGAAAGGUUUUCCAACUAGCUUUACCAGAUGAAGUUAGAGCCGAUGCUUCACAUGUCAAGCGUUCUUUAACGACAGGACAUUUGUUGAUUACUAUGCCAAAGGCAUCUCAGGAAAUCAGAAGAUCGACAAAUAAUGAACAUAAAAGUUCUCACGAAAAAACCAACAAAACAAAUCAUAUUUUUGUUCAGGAUUUUAAUAAGCCAAACGCUACUUUUAGUGAACUCUCUGGAAACAAUUCAUCAAAAUGUAAGGAAUCGUUUCUUCACAUCAAAAAACAAUCGACGACCCAAGAAUGUACAACGAAUAUAUUGAAGACUGUUCAGACGUUCCACCGCUUAUUUGAUUCGUGGGAUUUACAAACAAACCGUUUAUAUUUUGGAUUGUUAAUUUUGAUUUGUGAAUGUGAACAAACUUUAGUUGGAAUAUUUAUUUAGAAAGACACUGAUUUAUUUUGUUUUCCUCACGCUUUGCAUUUAAAAAAUACUACAUGGUACUUAGCCUCACUUUCAAGAAAUGAGCCUCUGUUUGAACUAAAGAGAAAGUGCAUUAGGUUUCCAGAGGGAAAAGAAUCUGAAAUAUCUAUUUUCUAUUGAUUCGAAUAAACCCAGAGAUGUUAUUUCAAUGUUUC
Messenger RNA from Schistosoma mattheei, 1723 nucleotides. NCBI's taxonomy places the organism in Eukaryota, Metazoa, Platyhelminthes, Trematoda, Strigeidida, Schistosomatidae. The record is from the annotation of a GenBank genome assembly.